CACCACUUCUCACCACUUCUCCCCCCCCAUCCCCACCAUGUCCCAACUCGCCUCCUCCCGUCUCCUCUGCUUCGACGUCUACGGCACCCUCGUCGACUGGGAGACGGGCAUUCUCGCCGCCUUCCAGCCCACCCUCGACCAGUCCCACGCGCAGUUCCCCGCCGAGCAGCUGCUGACCCUCUACCACGAGCUGGAGCGCCACCAGCAGACCCAAACCCCGGACAUGCCCUACUCGCAACUGCUGGCCACCAUCCACCCCGUCUGGGCGACGCGUCUCGGUCUGCCCACCCCGUCCCUCGAAGCGAGUCUCCGGUUCGGCGACUCGGUCGGAAACUGGCCCGCGUUCCCGGAUACCGUCGCGGCGUUGACGCGGCUGGCGCGGUAUUAUAAGCUGGUGGUGUUGUCGAAUGUGGAUCGCGAGUCGUUUGCCAAAACCAACAAGGGCAGUCUGCAGGGGUUUCCGUUUGAUCUGGUGAUCACUGCGCAGGAUGUCGGGUCGUAUAAGCCUGAUGUGCGGAACUUCGAGUACAUGCUGCGGACGGUGAAGGAGAGGUUCGAGGUCGAUCGCGCGCAGGUGCUGCAGACGGCGCAGAGCCAGUUCCAUGACCACCACCCGGCCCGCGCGGUCGGGAUCAAGUCGGUGUGGAUUGUAAGGCCCGGGGCGAUUAUGGGGAAUGUGGCCGAGGCGGUCUUCGAUUGGCGGUUCGACACGCUCGGGGAAAUGGCUGAUGCGGUGGGGGAGUAGCGGGUUUCUUCUCUCUUUCGUCUCUCUGUUUCUUUCGGGGUUAUAGUACAUUGCGGGACCUCUCCGUGGAAAUAUACCUUCCCGGGAGUCGAGAUACUGAGGCACUAUUGGGUGUUAUUGCCAGUGUACUUCUGGAUUAGGACCUCCUCUGGAAUUGCAGGUCUCGCUUACGGUCCCAUAUAGCUCAGCUCUCACCAUCAAGUUACAAGUUAUGAUCCUUUCCCCAUUUAUC
Molecule: messenger RNA, 977 nt
Organism: Aspergillus heteromorphus CBS 117.55
Lineage: Eukaryota; Fungi; Ascomycota; Eurotiomycetes; Eurotiales; Aspergillaceae
Product: putative haloalkanoic acid dehalogenase
Exons: 1
Coding region: 38-745 (235 amino acids)
Source: RefSeq, a predicted model, not a curated record